AUGCAGUACAACCACGAAACAUCAAGUGGACCAUCCAACACCAACUGGCGUCAAUCUUGUAGUGCACAAGAGGAAGAGCAUUUUGUUGGCCUCACCAAUAAUGGAACCACAUGUUAUUUAAAUUCUCUACUACAAUCUCUGCAUCACACACCAAAAUUUCGUGAGUUGGUUUUCAAAUGGAGGUACGAUCCUGAGCAUGAUCCUGACCAGGACCAUUGCGUCCCUUAUCAAUUGCAACGCUUGUUUGCCUAUUUGACUUUAUCAAAGAGAAACUCAGUGGACACCACACAGUUAACAAAUUCAUUUGGCUGGCAAGCAUCAGAUUUAAAAGUUCAACACGAUAUUCAUGAAGUGUUUAGGAUCUUGUUCGACGUGCUGACUGACGGAUCCCAUUCUAAAGAAACUGAUUCAUCACCACCACAAAAAAAUUACAAUAACGAUAGCAAUGUAUCCUUCAGCGACCUGUUUUGUGGCACUGUAAUAGAUCAUAUCGAGUCUGUGGAUGAGAAGAAACAAAGUGGUGAAGUAUAUCAAACCACCAAAGUGGACAGUUUUAUGGAUUUGCAAUUGGCUAUUCGGGAUGUGUCCAGUGUCGAGGAGGCCAUUGAAAGUUUUUUAAAAUCUGAGGAAAUGAAGGGAGAUAAUCAAUGGUGUUGUGAGGAGCUUGGAAAUAAGAAAAUAGAUGCGGUCAAGAAUUUAAAAUUGGCUCAUCUUCCCUACAUUUUAACACUUCAACUCAAGAGGGUUGAUUAUCAAACAAAUACUCCUGUCAAGCUUGGAAACAAAGUUACCUUUCCCUUUGUGUUGGACAUGUCAAAAUAUGUAGAUGAUCAGCAACAUUUAUUUGAUCUUUAUAGUGUUAUCAUUCAUUCUGGAGAUGCACUUACAGGGAAUCCAUGUAUGGAAAUGAUGAGAUUAUUGGCGAUUCCACAAAUGCUUACAUGCUCAUGUACAGCAGAAGAGACCCAAAGUUGA
Molecule: messenger RNA, 975 nt
Organism: Naegleria gruberi
Lineage: Eukaryota; Heterolobosea; Eutetramitea; Acrasida; Naegleriidae
Exons: 4
Coding region: 1-975 (324 amino acids)
Biological process (GO): protein deubiquitination
Cellular component (GO): nucleus; cytosol
Molecular function (GO): cysteine-type deubiquitinase activity; cysteine-type endopeptidase activity
Source: RefSeq, a predicted model, not a curated record